This is a messenger RNA of Egretta garzetta (little egret), 3308 nucleotides long. RefSeq names its product dishevelled segment polarity protein 3 (gene DVL3). Lineage: Eukaryota; Metazoa; Chordata; Aves; Pelecaniformes; Ardeidae. Gene Ontology annotation, biological process: intracellular signal transduction; canonical Wnt signaling pathway. Gene Ontology annotation, molecular function: frizzled binding. The transcript is spliced from 17 exons. The record is from RefSeq and is a predicted model, not a curated record. The coding region runs from base 1 to 2076 and encodes 691 amino acids. Gene Ontology annotation, cellular component: cytosol.
AUGGGUCACAGCUUGGCAUCCCACCCCUGCAUCCUCUUCGAUUCUCCGGUGGUGAAAGAAGAAAUUUCGGAUGAUAAUGCCAAGCUUCCCUGCUUCAACGGCCGGGUGGUGUCAUGGCUGGUGUCUGCAGAGGGUUCCCAUUCAGAUGCUGGCUCAGUCUGUGCUGAUAACCAAACAGAGCUGCCGCCCUCCGUGGAGCGCACAGGAGGAAUCGGAGACUCCAGGCCCCCCUCUUUCCACCCUAACACUGGGGGGAGUCGGGAAAACUUGGACAAUGAGACAGAGACAGACUCAGUGGUGUCGUCGCAAAGGGAACGACCUCGUCGGAAAGAUGGGCCUGAGCAUGCACCCAGGGUGAAUGGGACAGUGAAGGGAGAGCGGCGCCGAGACCUGGGCGGGUACGAGAGCUCCUCCACGCUCAUGAGCAGUGAGCUGGAGACCACCAGCUUCUUCGAUUCAGAUGAAGAUGACUCCACCAGCAGGUUUAGCAGUUCAACAGAGCAAAGCAGUGCUUCCCGUCUAAUGAGGAGGCACAAGCGACGCCGGCGGAAACAGAAGGCUCCACGCAUUGAGCGGUCAUCGUCCUUCAGCAGCAUCACAGACUCCACCAUGUCCCUGAACAUCAUCACGGUCACGCUGAACAUGGAGAAAUACAACUUCUUGGGAAUUUCUAUUGUGGGACAGAGCAAUGAGCGUGGGGAUGGAGGCAUUUACAUUGGCUCUAUCAUGAAGGGUGGUGCUGUGGCAGCUGAUGGCAGGAUUGAGCCAGGAGACAUGCUCUUGCAGGUAAAUGACAUCAACUUUGAGAACAUGAGCAACGAUGAUGCUGUGCGGGUGCUGAGGGAGAUUGUGCACAAGCCGGGGCCCAUCACCCUGACGGUGGCCAAGUGCUGGGACCCCAGCCCCCGGGGCUGCUUCUCGUUACCCAGGAUUGCUCCCCAGCGGAUCUGGGCUGGGCCAGACUCUCCAUGCUCCGAUCCGGGUGAGCCCAUCCGGCCCAUCGACCCGGCAGCCUGGGUGUCUCACACGGCAGCGAUGACUGGCACCUACCCAGCGUACGGUAUGAGUCCAUCCAUGAGCACAAUCACUUCCACCAGCUCCUCCAUCACCAGCUCCAUCCCAGAGACUGAACGCCUCGAUGACUUUCACCUGUCCAUCCACAGCGAUAUGGCCACCAUUGUCAAAGCCAUGGCCUCACCAGAGUCAGGCCUGGAGGUGCGUGACCGCAUGUGGCUGAAGAUCACCAUCCCCAAUGCCUUCAUUGGCUCCGAUGUGGUGGAUUGGCUCUAUCACCAUGUGGAGGGCUUUACAGACCGUCGUGAAUCCCGCAAAUAUGCCAGCAAUCUGCUGAAGGCUGGCUACAUCCGACACACCGUGAACAAGAUCACCUUCUCAGAGCAAUGCUAUUACAUCUUCGGGGACCUCUGUGGAAACAUGGCUAAUCUUUCUCUUCACGAUCAUGAUGGCUCCAGUGGUGCCUCCGAUCAGGACACUUUGGCUCCGCUCCCCCACCCAGGAGCCGCACCCUGGCCUAUGGCUUUCCCAUAUCAGUAUCCACCACCUCAUCCAUACAACCCCCAUCCCGGCUUCCCUGACCCAGGCUACAGCUACGGAGGGGGCAGUGCAGGCAGCCAGCACAGUGAAGGGAGCCGGAGCAGUGGUUCCAAUCGCAGCGGCAGCGAGAGGAGGAAGGAGAGAGAGAAGACUGGGGAGUCCAAGUCAGGUGGCAGCGGGAGCGAGUCGGACCACACCACAAGGAGCAGCAUGCGGCGUGAGCGUGCGGCCAGCGAGCGCUCAGUGCCAGCCAGCCAGCACAGCCAGCGUAGCCAGCACUCUCUGGCUCACAGCAUCCGCAGCCACCCCAGCCAGCAGUCAUACGGGCCGCCUGGCCUCCCCCCUCUCUUCAGCCCCCCCAUGUUGCUGAUGCCUCCACCACCUUCAGCCAUGGGGCCCCCUGGGGCACCACCGGGCCGUGACCUGGCCUCUGUGCCCCCUGAACUGACAGCCAGUAGACAGUCCUUCCGAAUGGCCAUGGGCAACCCCACAAAGAAUUACGGGGUGUUUGACUUUCUCUGAGCCUGCCGCCUGUGGGGGGGAGAGCUGGAGCAUGGCGUGGCCCGACAGGAGGACACGGAGCUCCAAGGGCGCUGGGCACGCCUGGUGCUGAAGAUGGCUUCUUUCCUCCCCUUUGUGGAAGACGCCCUGCCCUUCCCACAGCCCUGAGAGGGGAGCAGGGACCAGCCUUAUAUAUGUGUUUUAAAUCCCGUUAUAGUUGCCUUUUGGCUAAUGCAUGAAUGUUCCAGGGCUUCAGUGCCUCCAGGGAGUGGAGAGAUGCUGCCACUUCCCUCUUGCCUCCCUCCUCUUGCCCACAUGUUGGACCAGGUCCGAGCCUGGCACUGCCCCAUGGCAGGAACCUCCUUCACUUUGCCCAGGCCGCAAGUCUCAGGGCUGGGGCUGUACCUCUGUGGGUGCCUGUGUGCAGUCUUGUGUGACUUGGAGCCCUGCGCCUGCCCUUGGGUACUUGGGGGGUGGUGAGGAUUUAAGGACAGACUUCUGUUCCCUCUGUCCUGCUCUGCUCUCCUGUCUGCGACACACUGCUGCCUGUCCCGUUUGGAGGGGCUGUCCCAUGCCUGGGGCUGGCAGUGGCAGCUGUGGCCUUCUCCCUCCUGCUGUCACGCUGCUGCUCAGCAAUUUGACGUCUUCAAGGGCCUGGACCGAGUUAGAAGGCAAGGGAGGAGCACAACUGGUUCGCUUUCACGCUUUGGGGAAACAUGGAGGUCCCCUGUAUUUGCCCUUUCACAGGCCUGGGUGUGCCUCCCUCUGUGCAGCACCAGGAGUGCUGCUGGCCUGGCUGUGGGGAGGGGUGAGGCUCUGCGAUGGAGCUGGGACAGCUAUGCUCCCUCCAGGCUGUGAAUGGCACCUGGCAGCAACAGAGCUCUCCAGGGAGGGAGGCUGCAGCCUGAACCAUGGCCUCUGGGCUCGGUGCUGGCACAUGUGUCAGGACAGUUGAGUCUCUUUGCUCUGGGGCUCCCUCCCCUUUUUCCUUCCCCCUCUGGGUACUUGGAGAUGUGCCUCGGGCUGGGGGCAGCCCCCUUCCCCAUGCCCAGGGCCAUGCACAGUACGGUACAGACAUGCUCGAUCCUGCUCCUGUUGGUGCUGGUGCCCCGGUACCCUCUCCUACCCCCGCGCCGUGGGUUUCUCUGCAAAGCGUUGCCUCCUUUUGCUUUGUGCUUGCAGUUUUUAUACGUCAGAGAUGAAAUGUAUUUUGCUCCUCAGGGGUCUGCGUUCCCUCUGCAGCCCCUCUGCCA